ACAUCGAUUCAAGUUCCAGAACAAGUACAAAACCAAGAAUAUAAUUUAAAAUGUCGAUUAGCUAUUACUUUUGAUGAUAUUAGUGAAUUUGUUUAUAAUUCACUAAUAUCUUUGGAAGGGACAAACGAACAAUAUGAAAGUGAUUGUUUGGAAUUUUAUAUUAAUUUCGAUGUUCAACUAUCUCAAGACGACAAUGAAUUGAUAUCAGAUAAUAUAAAUAAGUAUUAUAAAAAAUUGGGUUAUAAAAUAGUAUCAAAUAUAGAAAAAG
This is a messenger RNA of Racocetra persica, 268 nucleotides long. NCBI's taxonomy places the organism in Eukaryota, Fungi, Glomeromycota, Glomeromycetes, Diversisporales, Gigasporaceae. The record is from the annotation of a GenBank genome assembly.